CACGAGAGAGGGAGGAGCGGCAGAUAAAUACAUUGCAGAGGCAGAAAGGGAAGGAGAUAGAGGAAAGGGAGAAGAGAAGCCACUGUGACUCUCUCUCAACCAACAUUUCUCAAACUUAGAGAGAGAAAGGGUAAUAGGGAGAGACAGACACACAGAAAAACAACAAAUUUCUCAAACCUUAUUAAGCCUUCAGAAUCCAGGAGGAGAAGAAGAAGUGGUCUGCCAUAGAAGGGAGGGCCAGAGGGAUUUCGAUUCAAGCUUCUCAAGAAACUACCGGUUUUCAUUCAACGAAACCGCUCUGGGAUUUCUCUUCUGCGGAGGGAGAGAAAUUCCGGUUUCUUCAUAAGAUUUCGGCUGCGCUCUUCCUUUUCUCGGAUUUGGUAAAUGAUACGAAUGGAGAAGAAGGAAGAGAAGAGCCAACAGAGAGGUUUUAAAGGAUUCGAACCAGAUUUACUGCUGCAGUGGGGGACCAAAAAGCGGCUGAGAUGCGUGAGAGUCAGAGGCCCUCAGCUCAUCUCCCAGAGAUCCAACGGCGGAUUCAACCGGAGAAUCACUUCCCGGAUUGAUAGAUUCGUCGUCUCCUCGCCAGAAAAAGAAAUCUCCCACCAUCUCCUUUCCAAUCGCAUUACAAGGAAUUCAGAUGCGGCGGGGGGUCGAUCGGCGGGGGUGAAUGAGAAGAGGAAAUUAGCGUCGUCGCCGGAGAAGGAGGACAGAUAUUACAGCACGAGAGGAUCUUCGGCGGCAGGAUUGGGGGUAGGUGGAGGAGCGGAGAAAGCCUGUUCUGCGGAGGUAAUAGAAGAGAGAGAAAGAGUGGUUUGGCCGAAGCUGUAUAUAAGCUUGUCAAGUAAAGAGAAAGAAGAAGACUUUAUGGCGAUGAAAGGUUGCAAGUUGCCUCAGAGACCCAAAAAGAGGUCCAAAAUCAUCCAAAGAACCGUUCUCGCAGUUUGCCCAGGAGCGUGGUUGACUGAUAUGUGCCAGGAGAGGUAUGAAGUUAGGGAGAAGAAGAGUUCCAAGAAGAGACCAACAGGGUUGAAAGCAAUGGGAAGUAUGGAGAGUGAUUCAGAAUGAUGAGGCAGAGGCAGAGGCAGAGGCAGAGGCGAUGGCUAUAUAUCUCUGGAUUAUUUUUUGGGGUGGUAGUGGUGGUGGGAGGAGAUUUUUUGUUAAUUGUUUAAACUUGUCUUUUCAUUUUGGGGGAAUUUGGGAAAGGGUUGUCCCUUGAAAAGAAAAGGAAAGAGGAUGGAGUGGUGGGUUGGAGUUUGGUGAUAGAGAGGGAGAGAAAGGUUAUGUCAUAUGUGUAAAGCCAAGUCCUCUCUCACUCUUGUUUCUGCCUUCAAUUCUUUCUUUUCUUCCUCUUCUGCUGCUUCUUCUUCUUCUUGCUUCUGCUGUACAGAAUCUCAAAAGGAGAAAAAAAAGGAGCCAAGAGGGAUCUGUAAUUUCAGUUGAAG
Messenger RNA from Linum tenue, 1445 nucleotides. The record is from the annotation of a GenBank genome assembly. NCBI's taxonomy places the organism in Eukaryota, Viridiplantae, Streptophyta, Magnoliopsida, Malpighiales, Linaceae.